This is a messenger RNA of Lecanosticta acicola, 846 nucleotides long. The record is from the annotation of a GenBank genome assembly. Lineage: Eukaryota; Fungi; Ascomycota; Dothideomycetes; Mycosphaerellales; Mycosphaerellaceae.
AUGUCUCUUCUGGGCCUGCCAACAGAACUUCGCCUACGAAUCUACGAAUUCCUUCCAGAACUUGCACCAGACCGCUACGAGACCGUAACUGCCUACUCCAAGAUCACUCCAUCCAUCUGUCGGGUCUCUCGCAUCCUCCGCUACGAGACUGUUCCCGUCUUCGCAAGCGGCUCGCAGUUCGCUGUUCAGAUCGAUGAUGCCGGUGACGGCUGGUACGACCGUCUCUCCUGCUGGCUGGAUGCACUGGGUCCAGAAGCUAUCUCUCGGAUCCGGAGCUUGCAGAUAUCAAGGCACUGGUGCAUUCCCAAGCCGUUGAGAUGGCAGGGCCACGUCGGCUUCUACAUGCGGAUCGAACAGCGCAAGCCAAAGAAGAUCUCGUCCAAAUCCUCCGUUGGCUCGAGCUCCACGAGCUCCUUCCGUCCAGAGUGGGACGAGAGAUUUGUACGUCCGAUGGCUGAGGGUCGUUGGGAUGUCACGACCGGCACCUAUCCGGUCGCACGCGAUAUGCGCGGCAUGCGGCUCGAGUCCGUAGAGCUACUGGCUGAAGUGAUCCGUCAUCAUCUCCAUGUCCCUACGCCACCCUCCGACGCUCUUUCCCUAUCUCAUAACAUCGACAACCCCGGUCUGCACCGCCGCGAUGUCGAGUUCCUCUUCAAGGCUCUGGAGAUUGUGGCUUCACAUCCGAUCACCGCCUACGACAUUGAGCAAGCCGAAAGUGGUCGUCACCGUCGCCUUGAGACCUGGACGAACAUGGAGAACCAGCUUCGCGCCCUCAACGCACAAAUGCCGGCGGGGAAUAGCCUUGAUGAAAGCGCCUUCACAAGUCGCUUCUUCACACCGUACUAG